AUUUCCCUUGCUCAGUGUGAAACGAACCAACAACUCAAACGAAACGAACGCGAACGCGCGCGCGAGAAAAACAAAAUAGAAUAGAAUAGAACAAAUUAACCUCUACCCCCAAAAUAAAACACAAAAAACGCGAAAAGCUAAGGAAGAGGGGGCUCUAACCCAAUCCUAACAAUAAACAAUAAUCGAAUCAACGAAAUUUAAAUUAACAGCGAAUGAGUAAUACCUGAGCGAUUUAUUAAACCGAAGCUGAGCGAACCGCCAAGAAGAAUCCACAAGUAGCUGGCACACGGAAAGAUAAAUAACUGCACAGAUAAUUGCUAGUCCUCGGUACUGGGCUCUAAAAAUAACCCAACAAUAUAAGUGGCGACAAUUGCAGGGCGCUGUUGCAAAAAGUGGAGGAGGAGCUGCCGGGUGGAACCCCGAGGAUCUAUCACUCGCCGACUUAUUUUUGGUAAAUGACCAAGAAUGGCCUACGACAUUAGCAUAGAGAAACAUAACCGCAACUGUCAGAGGACAUUGACAUCGGACGCUCGGUUUAAGCAACUUUGAAGUCGUGCCGGGAAAAUCGAAUAAUAAGGCAACAAAUUGCAACUUUCGCGUUUCAGUGAAAAACCCAACAAUUUAACCACUCACACAAAAACACACAAGAUAUAUUAACUAGCCCUAAAGCACCACUAGAUAUAAGCAGAGCAAACGAAACCAAGCGAAACGAACUGUAGAAACUAGACCAUUGCAACCAGGAUCAGAUGAGGCAGCAACAACAACGGCCAGUGCAACAAUCGAGCGGAAAAUCAAUGAGCAGCAGGCGGAGGCACAAAAAGCCCAAGGCAAAAUCAGCAGUUUCGACAACAUUAAACCGCCCUGAACUUUAGAACCCGAGGCUCGAGUAUGCAACAGGCUGGCCAACUGACGCCGCAGCAGCAACAGCAACAGCAGCAACAGCUCCUGCAACAGCAGCAGAAUGGCGGUGACCUUGCCGCCUAUGCCGCCUCACAGGCAGCGGGCGGUAGGCGUGGCCCCAUAAACGGCGGCCGCUUCGACUUCGAGGACGGCGGCACCUACUGCGGCGGCUGGGACGAAGGCAAGGCCCAUGGCCACGGCGUCUGCACGGGUCCCAAGCACCAGGGCGCCUACGCCGGAGCCUGGAACUACGGCUUCGAGGUGUCCGGAUCGUACAUUUGGCCCAGCGGCUCACACUACGAGGGUCAGUGGCAGAAUGGACGCCGCCACGGGCUGGGCGUGGAGCAGAUCGGGCGGCAGAUCUACCGCGGCGAGUGGUCGAAGGACGGGCACAAGGGACGCUACGGAGUCCGCGAGAGCACCGUGUCGACGGCCAAGUACGAGGGCACCUGGAACGAGGGCUACCAGGACGGGUCCGGAUGCGAGACCUACGCGGAUGGCGGCAAAUACCAGGGUCAGUGGCAGGAGGGCAAGCGACAUGGCUACGGCAUCCGCACCUCGGCGCCCUUUGGACUGGCCUCGCACCAUCGGCGCAAGAACCUCCAUGCCUCGCUGAGUUCCCUGCGGAGUGGCGAGAACGGAAAUGCGGCCAAGAUGGUGGAGAAGGCGGAGGAGAUUCGCGGCGGCUUCGUCCUGACGGCCAAGUCCGAUAAGCUGCCGGUGCGGCGCAACAGUUUAACGGAUAAGACCGGCAAGAAGGGAUUCCUGAUGGGCCUUAAGAUGCGCAAACAGCGCAGCACGGGCGAUCUGGAGAAACGGGGCACCAUUGCGUCCGGCAGCAUACGCUCCACCAUGUCCUCGGCCUCCUGGAUCAGCACCGGAUCAGAGCAGUCCAACCUGACCACCAAGUCCCAGCACACCGAGUCCAAUGCCAGCUUCACCAUGGAGGACGAGCAGCUGGACCCCACGGUGGUGGAGACGUACAUGGGCGAGUGGAAGAAGGACAAGCGCUGUGGUCACGGUGUGGCGGAGCGCAGCGAUGGACUCAAGUACGAGGGCGAGUGGUACAACAACCGGAAGCACGGCUACGGUGUGACGACCUUUCGCGACGGAACCGUCGAGGAGGGCAAGUAUAAGAACAACAUCCUGAUCACCAGCCAGAAGAAGAAGCAUUUGUUCCUGGCGCGUUCGCGCAAGCUCCGCGAUCGAAUUGCGGCGGCCUUGAGCUCCGCCCAGCGCGCCCUCAAGAUGGCCAUGCAGCGAUCGGACAUGGCCAUUUCCCGGAUGGCCACCGCAGCGGCCAAGGCCCAGAAUGCCGACGCCUCGGCGGAACAGGCCCGAAUGGACUGUGAGAAUGCGGUGCGAAUGGCCCGGGAAUUUGCCCCCGACUUCAAGCCCUCUGUGCUGGAGCGUUUUGAGAAGCUGCGCUUCCGCGAACGGGAGCGAUUCCGUCCGGGACCAGCGGCCGCCAACGAUGCCACCAUGAAAAUGGGCAUGCAGACGCAACAGCAACAGCAGCAACAGGGUCAAUUUUCGCCCACCAGCAGCAGCGGAUCGGAUGCCUAUGCCACGCAGGCCCAGCGGCAGCAGCAAUAUCUGAACAUGCAGCAGCAACAGCAGCAGCAGCGUCGCAUGUCGCAGCAGAAACUGGACUCGGAGUGCCCCGUGCCGCCGUCGAUGUACUCGCAACAGCUGCCCGUCUCCCCGCAGACGGAUCUCUCGGGGAUGGUCAGCCAGGGUCAGCCCAGCCACGCCCAGGUGAUCAGUGCCAUCAAUCAGAUGUACCACCAGCAGCAGCACCAGCAGAACCAGCAGCAGCCACAGAGCAACCCGCAAAUGAAUCCUGCAUAUCAGUUCCAGCAACAGCAGCCGCCCGGCCAGGCCAAGAUCAAUCCGAAUCUCAACUCGAACCUCAAGCAGAACCAGGCAACGAAUCUGAACCAGAAUCAGGUGCCUUUUGGAGCGGGCACGAAUCAAGCGGGGAGUUUCCCCCAGCAGCAGCAGCAGCAACUUCUGCAGCAGCAACAACAGCAGCAGCAACUGCAACAGCAGCAACUUCUGCAGCAACAGCAGCUGCAACAGCAACAGCUACUCCAGCAGCAACAACAGCAACUCCAGCAGCAACCCUCGCUGCACGCCUCGCCCACCCACAAUGCCUCGAAUCUGCUGCGUCGCGCCUCCCAGAUGCAGCAACAGCAGAUACAGGAGACCGCCGCCGCCGCUGCCAUGGCCGCCAAUGCUGCCGCCAUGGCCGCUGCCCAGCAGCAGCAGCGCAGCGGCAGACCGCCGAUGUUGGGCCAAAUGGGCCAGCAGUCGUCCAUCGAUCACUUCGACCACUACAAGAGGCCGCCGAGUCGCGACUCCUCCAUCGAUCGCUAUGCAAGGGCUGCGAGUCGCCUGAGUGGAGCCUUUGCCGGAUCUCGGCAAACGUCCCUCGAUCGAUCUGGUCUGGCUGAUCCAGUGACUAACGGAGGCACAAGCACUCCCGAUGGACGCCCGCGGGCGGGCUCAGUAUUCCGCGGUUCCACCCCGCAACCUGGAGCCGCAGGAACCUCCUCGAUGACUGGCAAUGGAUCGCUGCCCUCGGGAACGGGCAACGGCGGGCGAUUAUCGCGGGCCGGAACUCCGAGCUUGGGAGCCGGAGGGCGAGCUCCUAGUCAGGGCAAGGCAGAGCCCUUGUUCUCCUCGCCCAACCAGCCGUUCGAGGACGUCCUGCUGCGCCAGCGGACGCUCGGCCAGGACAUCAUUCCCUCGCCCCUGCAGCCCAAGCGCACGGAGAGCCUCUAUCUGCCGGCCACGCCCGUGGGCAUGGCCAUGGGCGGAAAGGGGGGCGGAGGCGGCGGUGGGGGUGGCGGCAAGAAAAUGAAGUCGGUGCCCAUCAAUGUGACGCUGCAGCGGAAGAAGUCCAUGCCCGAUUUCCAGGAACUGCCGCGUGCCACGGAGGCCAUGAGCCGCGAGGAGGUCUCCGCCCUGGGAUCCGCCCGCCGGGAGGCAGUGCGUCGCCAGAUCGAGGUCAACGAGCGCCUCAAGGCAAAUCCCUUGCUGUAUUUGGUCAGUCCACAGGUUAAGGACUGGUUUGUGCGCCAGCAGCUGAUGCUGCUCGUCCUGAUUUUCAAUGUCGCGCUGGCGCUGCUCUUUGUCUACAUGCUCACCUAGCGCCGGAGGAGGAUGCACAGGACGACGCUGGACGGGGGCGGACUUGGGCUGGGCGAUGCGGGAUUGGGAUUGGGACAG
This is a messenger RNA of Drosophila takahashii, 4134 nucleotides long. RefSeq names its product junctophilin (gene jp). NCBI's taxonomy places the organism in Eukaryota, Metazoa, Arthropoda, Insecta, Diptera, Drosophilidae. The record is from RefSeq and is a predicted model, not a curated record. Gene Ontology annotation, cellular component: junctional membrane complex; plasma membrane; endoplasmic reticulum membrane.